This is a messenger RNA of Macrobrachium nipponense, 2874 nucleotides long. RefSeq lists its product as uncharacterized. Gene Ontology annotation, molecular function: DNA binding. Gene Ontology annotation, biological process: DNA integration; DNA recombination. The transcript has a single exon. Lineage: Eukaryota; Metazoa; Arthropoda; Malacostraca; Decapoda; Palaemonidae. The record is from RefSeq and is a predicted model, not a curated record. The coding region runs from base 1 to 2874 and encodes 957 amino acids.
AUGGACAAUCGAGGUGCUGAAGGAAGGAUACAAGAUCCCCUUCCUAAGGAAGCCCCCUCUUUCGUCAGAACCGUUAGAGUUGACAGCCACUUAUUCAGGAAACAAAGCAACAGCUCUGCAGGAGCAAGUCGAUCAGAUGCUGUCAAAAGUGGCGAUAGAAAUAGUAGAGAACACCUCUUCGGAGGGAUUUUACAACAGGCUAUUUCUGGUACCAAAGAACUCGGGGGGGUGGAGACCCGUGCUGGACGUAAGUCCUCUGAACAAAUUCGUAAGCAAAGUCAAGUUUGCUAUGGAGACAGCAGCGUCAGUCCUAGCAGGCACCAGACAGGGGGACUGGAUGGUGUUGAUAGACCUGCAGGACGCUUAUUUCCACGUCCCAAUCCACCCGGAUUACAGGAAAUACCUGAGAUUUGUUCAUCGGUCAAAAACGUAUCAGUUCAGAGCACUUUGUUUUGGACUAAACACGGCUCCUUACGUUUUCACUCGAGUGGUGUGGAACGUAUCCCGGUGGUUACAUCUGGAAGGGGUACGGAUUUCGAUGUACCUGGACGACUGGAUAAUCAGAGCCAAGUCGCAAGUAAAGUGUCUGGAGGACCUACAAGUAACUAUGACGUUAACACAACAGUUGGGGCUGUUAGUAAACCUAGACAAAUCACAACUGACUCCUUCACAAGACAUCAUCUACCUGGGGAUGAGGAUUCAGUCAGUGGUUUUUCGGGCUUUUCCAGCCCCGAAUCGCAUUCUAGAGUGCUUAAGAAAGGUGAAGCUCUUCCUAGGGAGAUGGACCUGCUCGGCGAGGGAAUGGACGAGUCUGCUGGGGACCCUCUCCUCGAUCGAGCAAUUCGUCUCCCUGGGAAGACUACACCUUCGUCCACUUCAGUUUCAUCUAGCAAGUUACUGGACGAGAGACCAAGACCUCGAGACAUGGAUUCCGAUUCCUCGGGGAAUCAAGGAUCAUUUGAGUUGGUGGGAAGAUCCCAAAAAACUUCAAGAGGGCCUCGAACUUCAACAGAAAAACCCCGAUCUAGUGUUGUAUUCAGACGCAUCGGACGUGGGAUGGGGUGCAACGCUGGGGAAGGACGAGAUCUCUGGUCUAUGGCAAGAUCAUCAAAAAGAAUGGCAUAUCAAUAUGAAGGAGCUGACGGCCAUUCAUCUAGCCCUUCUGCACUUCCAGGAGGAAGUCAAGAACAAGGUAGUUCAGGUCAAUGCGGACAACACCACGGCGUUGGCCUACAUAAAGAAACAGUGAGGCACUCGUUCGGACUCCCUUUACGAGACAGCAAAGGAUCUCUUAUUGUGGGCGAAAGAGAGGAACAUUACGCUUCUAACUCACUUCAUAGAAGGAGAGAAGAACGUCAGGGCGGAUCUCCUCAGCAGAGAAAGACAGGUUCUCACGACGGAGCGGACCCUGCAUCACGAGGUAUGCAACAGGCUUUGGGAACUAUGGGGAGAACCGACAAUAGACCUCUUUGCGACGCAGAAGACAAAGAGGCUACCUGUUUAUUGCUCACCAAUCCCAGACCAGGAAGCAGUGGCAGUGGACACUUUCCUCAUGGAUUGGGAAAGACUAAACGCGUACGCCUUCCCCCCAUUCAAGAUCCUAGACAGAGUCCUGAAAAAGUUCAGGGAAUCGGUCAACGCCCGGAUGAUAUUAAUAGCUCCGUUUUGGCCAAUGAGACCCUGGAUCACGGAGGUGAUGGAAUGGCUGGUAGACACCCCCAGAUCGUUGCCCUGUCGGAGCGAUCUACUCAAACAGCCACACUUAGAGAGAUACCAUCAAAAUCUCCUCGCUCUCAAUCUAACUGCCUUUUUACUAUCGAAAAACUGGCAAGAGCAAAGGGCUUUUCGAGGGAAGCUGCGAGAGCAAUCGCAAGAGCGAGGAGGACGUCCACGAUCAAAUUAUAUCAAUCUAAGUGGGACGUCUUUAGAGAAUGGUGCAGGAUUAGAAACAUUUCCUCUUCCAAUACCUCUAUAAUUCAAAUAGCAGACUUUUUGUUACUUCUAAGAAGCCAACAGAAACUAGCGGUUUCUACCAUCAAAGGAUACCGCAGUAUGCUAACAUCCAUUUUCCGUCAUAGGAACAUUGACGUAUCAGGAAACAAGGAUCUCUCGGACCUCAUAAGGUCUUUCGAGACAGCUAAAAGGAAGGACAAUCCAACCCCCUCUUGGAAUUUGGAUGUUGUCCUGUCAUUUUUAACUUCGAGUAGGUUCGAACCCCUCGACAAGGCGUCAUGGAAGGACCUCACCAAGAAGACUCUAUUCCUGGUUGCAUUGGCAACAGCCAAGAGAAUUGGAGAGCUGCAAGCCUUUAGCAAGAAUGUAGGCUUCAGUGGGGAGAAUGCAGUCUGCUCGCUGCAACUAGGUUUUCUCGCCAAAAAUGAGAAUCCUUCUCAUCCAUGGCCUAGAUCCUUUACCAUCCCGGGAUUGUCUCAUUUAGUAGGACAGGAAAAGGAGAGAGGACUUUGUCCAGUGAGAGCCCUAAAAUUUUAUUUACAGAAAACCAAACACUUAAGAGGACAGACGGACAAUCUCUGGUGUUCGGUAAAAAAGCCUUCACUACCUUUGUCGAAGAACGCACUGGCGUUCUUUAUCAAAGACUUGAUAAGGGAAGCUCACCAGAACUGUGAUGAGAAAAGCUUCCCAAUCCUCAAAGUCAAGGCGCACGAAGUAAGAGCUGUGGUGACUUCGAUGGCGUAUCGACACAACAAGUCGAUGAAGGCUAUUUUAGAAGCGACUUUUUGGAGAAGCAAGUCGAUCUUCGCAGAUUGCUACCUCAAAGAGGUACAGACCCAAUAUGAAGAUUGUUGCUCCCUGGGUCCGUAUGUUGCCUCCGGCGCCGUAGUUGGAGAAGGUGCUACUGCCUCUAACCCAUAA